AUGGAAAAGAAAAUUAAUACUCCAUUAUCUAUUAAAAUCAUUACACUAAUGCUUUCAUGUUGGAUAUGCCAUUUUUAUAUUCAUAUGAGUACGCUUAAAAAAUCUUUAGAUGAAAUGAGCUAUCAUCGUAGAAAAUUUCAUGCAAGAACUUAUCGUUUACUUACAAAAUAUAAACAGGAUAAUAAUUCAAGUUCUUUAUAUUUAAAAAAAGGUUUUCCAAUUAAUGUAGUUCAUGAAAAAAAAGACAUAUCUAAUAAUGGGAAGGAUGAUUCAGGAAAAAAGAAACAACCAAAUAGAUGUGCGUCAAAUAUCGUAGGAGAUCAUAAACCAGAUAUGAAACAUAAUACUUGUACAUUUGAAACAAAAAAAUAUUCCCAUUUAGAAAAAAAAAUAUUCAAGGAACUCGAUUAUACGGAUUUUCUUAAAAAUAACAGGACAAUUAAUAAUAAGGUUUACAAAAGAAUAAUACGUAAAAAAUACGGAUUACGAAUUGUUUUACCUGUAUUACUUUUCUUAUUUUUAUUAAUAAUAUUUAUAUUAGAAGUUGUACUUGGAUCAGUAGGAAAAACUAGUUUAUUGUAUGUAUUAGGUUUAAACAAGAAUUAUUUAAAAUCAUUAAGUGAAAAUAAGUCUGAGCCCAUUAUAGAACUGAUGAAAAACAUAGGUGAAUUUUUCAAACAUAGUACCCCAACUGAAGUUUCAGCCGAAAGAAUAUGUGAAUUUUGUGAUAAUGUAAAAGAAGUUAGUAAUAUAUGCCAUUUAGGAAAAUUUUUUCGAAUUCUGAUAUAUUUCGUACCUUUCAUUAUAUUGAGUAUCUCCAUAGUAUCAGGAAUUAUUUAUUACCAUAAAAAGGUUAAAAAAUAUGAAAAAAUUAAAUUCAUGAAAAGGUAA
Molecule: messenger RNA, 891 nt
Organism: Plasmodium malariae
Lineage: Eukaryota; Apicomplexa; Aconoidasida; Haemosporida; Plasmodiidae
Product: fam-l protein
Exons: 2
Coding region: 1-891 (296 amino acids)
Source: RefSeq, a predicted model, not a curated record